Venturia canescens is the source of this 1654-nucleotide messenger RNA. RefSeq lists its product as uncharacterized. The transcript is spliced from 7 exons. The record is from RefSeq and is a predicted model, not a curated record. Bases 385 to 1539 code for a protein of 384 amino acids. NCBI's taxonomy places the organism in Eukaryota, Metazoa, Arthropoda, Insecta, Hymenoptera, Ichneumonidae.
UCGUGCCUAUAGAAGAAAUCUAUUGUAAAUGUUUUGAAAUACGAACAAAUUCUGCUCGAUUUGCUGUUAAUUUACUUCACAAUUAAUUCAAACGAAAAAUGAUGAAGUUGGUUUCCGUUCAAAGACUCCCGAUACGAGUACGUGUUGAAGCAUCGGCGCCCAUUUCUUCGCCAACGUAAGCCCUCCGUAGAAAAUCGUCGGCUUUCUUCGUUUCUACCGAUAUGCGCCCAUUAAUGCGCAGUACUCGAAAAUUCAAGAUUUCGUGUCAGUCCUCACUCGGUGUUUUCGGUGACCAGACCAGUAAUUACGUGCUAACGUGUCGAACGUGUUGAAUCGUGUCAUUCGCCCCGGAAAGAUACUAUUCGCAGUAUUAAAACUUACAGGAUGGAUAAUAUCGAAGAUCAAGUGAAAUUUUUCGUCGUUGAAUUCGACGAAUUCACUGAAGAAAAUUUCCCGGUCAUUGAUUUAGUUCCACGGUCAUGGGUAGUAUCGACGACCACUGGGCUACGUUGUCAAUAUCCGAACGCGAGUCCCAGCAAAAUUCAGAAAUGGGUGAAAAACCAAAAAGAACCACGUUCGAAUUGGAUGGAUUAUGCUGUUGUUCGCAUCAUUUUUGAAGCACAUGACUAUGAACAAGGUUUUCGACGUCUAAAAAGAUGCCUAAAAAACAUUGAAACGGCACCAAGCACUGACACUGACAACGACGAAACAACCCUGACACUUUUGGAUUCCGUUUCGGAAAAACAACUACUGUCGUAUCUCAAUAAAGAAAAUCCUCUACCUGUCAAUGAUAGUCUCCAUUUAUCGAAUAUCUUGGGUGAUACGCAAGGGAUGCCAUCGCCAAAUAAAAAUAGAUCCAUCAACUGCGACCGUGUAUUAUCAGAUGGAAACGGAAAUUCGAAACGCAACGAAAAUGAUGAUUUAAAGCGUCAUAUUGACGAAAAAUUAAAUGAAAUCAAACGAGAUCUGAUGCGAGCAAUAGAUUCUGCAAAAAGAAGUCUCCAGUACGACUUGGACAAAAAAAUCGUCGAAAUUAAUAAUAAUAUCAUGUUUUCGUCGAAAUCAGCAUUGAAGCAUGGGUCAGAAGCACGAAAAGUAAUUACUACCGCGCUUCCUAUUAAUAAUUUGGAAGAUUUCUUGAAAUUCGACAAGUCUCUACAGGAUGAAAAUGCAGAAACAAAAAGUGCACUGAUUAUCUUACUAAAGUCUUCUGUAGCCGGAAUAACUUCGAUUCAAAAAGACAUUGGUAUCAUGGUCUCAACGAUCAUGAGUAAAGCUGUACAAAUUAAAUACAGUGGAUGCGGCCGAAAAGUCAAGAACGCCGAAACAAAAUUGAAUUUCAGCGCAACAUUGACAUUUGAAUGUAUGAAAGAAAUUUUGCGAGAAAAGUAUUCUGAUGGUCCGGAGCUUGUCGGGCUUUCAACGAAACUAAGUCGGUGGUUCGCAGGUGCUGGUGACCGAGAAGGUGGUCGUCGUGAACGCACCAAUCAGCUUCCUACGCCUACCACUGAACCCGUUGCGACAUCCGAUAUAGAAUAAUCGGUUUCUUACAUUGCUAAGAAAGUUUUCGUUUCCCAAUAAUUUUCUAUGUUCUUUUUUGCUUUAUUUUUAAGAUUAACAAAAGAUACAGUUGAAAGUUUUUUUUUCUUUUCUG